Haliotis rufescens (red abalone) is the source of this 935-nucleotide messenger RNA. RefSeq lists its product as uncharacterized. NCBI's taxonomy places the organism in Eukaryota, Metazoa, Mollusca, Gastropoda, Lepetellida, Haliotidae. The transcript is spliced from 10 exons. The coding region runs from base 83 to 895 and encodes 270 amino acids. The record is from RefSeq and is a predicted model, not a curated record.
UGGGUACUAUCACAAUCAGAAGUUACACCUGUCAGGUGUGGUGUGAAGAAUCACCUGUUUGUCACUACCCAGCACUGUAAACAUGAAGACAGUUGUGGCUCUCUGUGUUGUGUUGGUGCUCCUCUAUCACGUCGAGGGAGCGGCACCUGGGACGCACUGCACUAGUUCCCACACCUGUGGCAGCUGUUGCAGGGACAGCAACGACAAGGUCAUUUCAACAGACCAGGGCAAUGGACCAUUUGGCGGAUUCGGUGGGUUUGGAACCCUUGGAGGUACGCGUAAUGGCACGUGCAGCACCAAGAAAUCUGUGAAGGGGGAAAUAUGUGACAGCUCGUGCCAGUGUGACACAGGCCUGGCUUGUUAUCGGCCAAUGUCCGGCGUCUGUUGCCCACCGUCCACGUGUGUCGAUGAGGCCUACGCCAAACAUCAACACGAAUAUUGGGCUAACUGUUUCGCCAACCCGAACUGUGCUUUUCCUAAAUACACUGUAAACAUGAAGACGGUUGUGGCUCUCUGUGUUGUGUUGGUACUCCUCUAUCACGUCGAGGGGGCGGCACCUGGGACGCACUGCACUAGUUCCCACACCUGCGGCAGCUGUUGCAGGGACAGCAACGACAAGGUCAUUUCAACAGACCAGGGCAAUGGACAAUUUGGCGGAUUCGGUGGGUUUGGAACGCUUGGAGGUACGCGUAAUGGCACGUGCAGCACUAAGAAAUCCGUGAAGGGGGAGAUAUGUGACAGCUCGUGCCAGUGUGACACAGGCCUGGCUUGUUAUCGGCCAAUGUCCGGCGUCUGUUGCCCACCGUCCACGUGUGUCGAUGAGGCCUACGCCAAACAUCAACACGAAUAUUGGUCUAACUGCUUCGCCAACCCGAGCUGUGCUAUUCCUCCAUAAACGUUAACUUCUUGUACUUGAAAUAAAAAUGACAUAUGAA